Effrenium voratum is the source of this 847-nucleotide messenger RNA. Lineage: Eukaryota; Dinophyceae; Suessiales; Symbiodiniaceae. The record is from the annotation of a GenBank genome assembly.
GCCUCCGCCCGAGCCCCCAUUUCCGCUUGCAAGCCAUGCCUGCCAAGGGAGAAGGCAAGUCGAAGAGCAAAGGCAAGAGCAAAACCUGGAGCAAAGGGUCUCCAGAUGGAAGCACUGCUGCGAAUGCGGCAUACAGCGGCCAAGUGAAGGUCCGUCCCGAUGCCCCAGAUGCUCCGUGCAAGUUCUUUGGCAGCGCCAAGGGGUGCCACAACGAGAGCUGUCCUUUCUUGCAUGACAACCCCAACAGCGUGCCCAGCUGCACGUUUCAAGAACGAGGCCAGUGCCACAAAGGGGCCGCUUGCCCAUUUCGACACCAGACCUGGUCUAGCCCGCAGGAUGCCACUAUGUCAUAUGCAGCCAGGGACAGCGGAGAUGUGGAGAAGAGCUCCCUGCGCUUCAAGCAAGUGCGUCGAGAAGUGGCUAGGGACGGCAAGGUAGCAGCGACCCGCGUUGCCGCAGAGCAUGUGGAGUUGCAAGAGGGGGAGAUCGAGAAGGACUUCCAAGAGGAGACCUAUGGCUCCAACGCCAUGCGGAUGAUGGAGAAAAUGGGGUACAAGGCCGGCUUGGGCCUGGGAAAGGAGAAUCAGGGCCGCACAUCGCUGCUGGGCUCUUGCGUGGCCCUGGAGCAUGCUCAAGAAACUUCGGCCCUAGGAUUCUCUCACUACGCCGGGGCGGUCCGCGCCACUGCUGCCGAGCGAGCAGCAAGGUUGGCCGAUGCUCGGGCCAAGUGCCGCAAGCUCGAAGAGGCCAGCUUCGUACAACACAAUCUGCUGAGCAGCGACGAAAGCAGCGAAGGAGAGCAUGAGUUGGUGCAAACUCGCGGUGUCCAGCUUGGGCGUUGAAAAAA